CAAUGGCUUUGAACUACUUCUCUAUGGUGUUAAUCUCCACUCUUGUUUUGCCUUUUCUCCCAGCUGCAUGGGCACAAGCCAAACCCUCAGUUUCACGCGUCUUUGUUCAGUGUCUUCACCGAAAUUCUUUGCCGUCUCAUCCGAUUUCUCAGGCCAUUUACACUCCUGAAAACUCAUCAUAUGUCGAAAAUUUAAAUAUUUAUGCCCGAAACCUUAGGUUCUGCAAACGUGACACUCCGAAACCUCUGGCUAUUAUAGCUGCCAUGCAUGAGUCUCAUGUUCGAGCAGCCAUCAUGUGUUGUAACAAGACUAAUUUGUUGAUGAGGGUACGGAGUGGCGGGCACGACUACGAGGGCCUGUCGUAUACAGCCAACAUGCCCUUUGUCAUCCUAGACAUGUUUAAUCUUCGGUCUAUUGACAUUGAUCUGGAACAGGACACUGCAUGGGUGGAAUCAGGAGCACUUCUUGGUGAAUUAUAUUAUCGGAUCGCGAGCAUGAGCAGUACACGUGCUUUUCCUGCAGGUGUCUGUCCUACAGUAGGCGUGGGAGGGCACUUUAGUGGCGGUGGCUAUGGUACAUUGAUCCGAAAAUAUGGCCUAUCGGUUGAUAACAUUGUUGAUGCCAAAAUUAUGGGACUUGAUGGAAUUGUCAAGGACCGAAAGGCCAUGGGGGAGGAUCUUUUUUGGGCUAUUAGAGGAGGUGGAGGUGCUAGCUUCGGAGUUAUUUUGUCUUGGAAGCUCAAAUUAGUCCAGGUUCCUGAGACUGUCACAGUUUUCGUCGUUGACAAGACAACAGAACAAGGCGGCCUUGCAGAUAUCGUUUAUAAAUAUCAAAAUGUGGUCACAAAGCUUCCGAAAGAUCUGUUUUUAAGGAUGGAGCUCUCGACGAUCGGGGAAAAUAAGAAGACCAUUAAGGCCUCAUUCAUAGGUUUCUUCCUAGGAAAAACCAAAGAGCUGCUUGAGCUAACAAAGAACAAUUUCCCGGAGCUUGGAUUGGAUCAGCAUUAUUGUACCGAGAUGAAAUGGAUCGAGUCUGUACUAUACUGGGACGGAAUUCCCAAAGGAGCAUCAAUUAACGUGUUACUAGAGCGAGUUUGGCACAACAAAUCGUACACAAAAUCCAAAUCGGAUUUUAUAAAAAACAUUGUUCCAAAGCAAGGCCUGGAGUUCAUUUUCGCGAAAAUGGUACAAUUAGGAGGGGACAUAGUUAUGCAGUGGAAUCCAUAUGGAGGCCGCAUGGACGAGAUUUCGGAGAAUGCAGUUCCAUUGCCUCAGAGAGCCGGUUACUUAUUCAAGAUCCAACACAUUUUAUACUGGUACGAAAGCAGAGAGAGUCAUGCGGACAAAUACAUGAACGAAUCGAGACAAUUUUACGAGUCCAUGGCUCCGUAUGUGACGAGGUUUCCAAGGGAAGCAUUUCUCAACUACAGAGAUCUUGACAUUGGUGAAAAUGCUUUGUGCAAUUCUAGCUACACAGAAGCAAAAUCUUACGGGCUCAAAUAUUUCAAGGGGAAUUUUGAUAGAUUAGUGCAAGUGAAAACUAGAGUUGAUCCUACUAAUUUUUUCAGAAAUGAACAGAGUAUUCCUCCUCUUCUGGUGUAAAGGACUACUUUGCACGGAAAAUUUGUUAUAGAUUUUUGGGAAAUACCAUACAAUA
Molecule: messenger RNA, 1656 nt
Organism: Daucus carota subsp. sativus
Lineage: Eukaryota; Viridiplantae; Streptophyta; Magnoliopsida; Apiales; Apiaceae
Product: berberine bridge enzyme-like 14
Exons: 1
Coding region: 3-1601 (532 amino acids)
Molecular function (GO): FAD binding; oxidoreductase activity
Source: RefSeq, a predicted model, not a curated record